Messenger RNA from Astrephomene gubernaculifera, 2230 nucleotides. The record is from the annotation of a GenBank genome assembly. NCBI's taxonomy places the organism in Eukaryota, Viridiplantae, Chlorophyta, Chlorophyceae, Chlamydomonadales, Astrephomenaceae.
GUAGCAUUUGAGACGGCAUACCCAGUUGCUCUGACUUCGUUUACGCUUGUGGGUCUUCCCAGUCCUGCGUCUUUGUUCUGGUGUUUCGGCCGUUACACGACAAACAGGCAAAACCACCCUGCGGUCUUCGGCCUAUCACUCCGUAACUUAGGCCUCGGAUAAUCGAUAAUGGGCAGCUGCAACGCGACCGCACAAGUCAAGAUGGCGGGGGAGUUCGACGCCUUUGAGGCCAAGAUGAAGAAUGCGGGCCUCAGCGACGCUGCGAUCGCAGCUUUUAAGAAAAACUACGACCAGUUGAUCGCUGGCGUAACGGGCAUGGUUCCCGAGGUCGACAUUGACAGUGCAUCCGGACUCCCAUCCCUCCUAGACUUGCCCAGCGUGUCUCCUGCUGAUGCGAAGUCUCUCCUCUCCCAGACCGCCGUGCUCAAGCUCAACGGCGGACUGGGCACCAGCAUGGGCCUGGAGAAGGCCAAGUCGCUGCUGGUGGUGAAGGACGGCAAGACCUUCCUGGACCUCAUUGCGGAGCAGGUCAAGCACAUGCGUGCCUCGUACGGCAGCAACGUCAUCUUCACCCUCAUGAACAGCUUCAGCACCAGCGAGGACACGCGCGCAUUCCUGCAGGAGAAGCACCCGGACCUGCUGCAGGAGCCCCUCAUCGAGCUGCUGCAGAACAUGUCACCCAAGGUGGAUGCGGCCACCAGCGCACCCGCCUCCUACCCGCAGCAACCCGACAUGGAGUGGUGCCCCCCCGGCCACGGUGACAUCUACCCCUCGCUGCUGGGCUCGGGCAUGUUGGACAGGCUGCUGGACCAGGGAAUCAAGUACCUGUUUGUGUCCAACUCCGACAAUCUGGGCGCCACCCUGGACCUGGACCUGCUCAGCUACUUCGCCGCAUCGGGCAAGGCCUUCCUCAUGGAGGUGUGCGAGCGCACCGCCGCGGACAAGAAGGGUGGCCACUUGUGUGUGCGGAGGGCGGACGGGCGGCUGAUGCUGCGGGAGAGCGCCAUGUGCCCCGACGAGGACAAGAAGGCGUUCGAGGACAUCGAAAAACACAGGUACUUCAACACCAACAACUUGUGGGUGUCGCUACCCGCGUUGCAGGCCACCCUGGCCGCAUGCGGGGGCGCGCUGCCGCUGCCGCUCAUCAAGAACAAGAAGACCGUCAACCCGCGUGACGGCGCCUCCGCCCCCGUGUUCCAACUGGAGACAGCCAUGGGCUCCGCGAUCGAGUGCUUCGACAACUCGGGUGCCAUCGUGGUUCCCCGCUCUCGCUUCGCCCCCGUCAAGACCUGCUCCGACCUCUUCGUCCUGCGAUCCGACGUGUACCGCAUCGCAGAAGACGCAACCAUUGCCGUAAUCCCCGAGCUGCUCCCCGCCACCAAGGGCGCGCCGCCUGCCGUACCGUUGGUGAAGUUGGACGACAAGCACUACAAGUUGGUUGAUCAGUUGGAGUCGUUGGCGCCGGCGGUUCCCAGCCUGAAGGGCGCGAGCGCGGUGACGGUUAAGGGAGCGGUUAAGUUUGCUGCUGGGGUGGUGCUGAAGGGGGAGGUGGUGGUGGAGGCGGUGGGAGGUGGGGUUGGGGAGCUGGCGGCGGGUGAGUAUAGCGGGAGUGUGAAGGUGGGGGAGGCAGCCGGGGUGUCCGCGUGAUGGGAGAGGGGAAAAGUAAAUGAAAAGUGAAGCAAUCCGCGGGUCCCAAUCCCAAUCCUGUAUCCCAAGAGGAGGGGGGAGGAGUAUGAAGUGGGAAGAGGAGGGUUGCAGUGAGGGAGACAGUUGAGGCAGUUGUCUUGCAUGGAACGUUGUUGGGAGCUUGUUUCGGUCGAAGCGGAACUGUGAUGUGAUGAUAUCUAUCUAAUAGCAAGGCGUAAGUCUAUCCUAAGAUUUAAGAACUUGGUUGCUUCCUAUCGGCCAUGCCCCAACGAGCCGUCCGUCUUUUGAUGUGUGGGAAGUGGAGGCCACUGUGUUUUUCGACCCAUGGGUCAGUCCCGGGUAUUGCGGAACCACAUGUGAGAAGACAUGCGCCGGAGUCGCCUUCCCUGGUCCUGGGGCCCGCACCUUCUUUCCAGAACUUUCCAUGCUGCCUGUUGAUGUUGUUAAACGACAUUGCGACGAUUGCUGUUGGUGCAAUAAUUGUUAUCAUGUGAAGAGAUGUGCUACGGCGUGUGAGCCGUCGAGUUGUAUGCGUUGUUGUUAUUGCUGUUGUUAGGAGGUGGCAAUGUAUGCUUAUAAGGUU